Molecule: messenger RNA, 1984 nt
Organism: Alternaria alternata
Lineage: Eukaryota; Fungi; Ascomycota; Dothideomycetes; Pleosporales; Pleosporaceae
Exons: 5
Coding region: 271-1905 (544 amino acids)
Source: RefSeq, a predicted model, not a curated record
UAGACCGUGACCUCGACCUUCACUGAAGCGACGAUGCAGUAAUCAGCCGCAUCAGCUGAAAUGCAACUUCGCUCCUCCGCAGCCUCGGCGCCUUCUGAGCUUGACAUGGUAGCCUCGUGUGGCUGGGCCAGGCAAACGCCCAAAGCUGCUAUUGUGGGACAAUUGGCGUCUCUCGCACCUUUGGUGUCUUGACCGUCCGUAUCUCUUCUCUCUUUAAUGGUAGUCUCGCAAUCUAUUUAGACGUGCUGUGAAAAUCAUUGUCAACCAACCAUGACGGACCGACACAACCCAAGACUCACUGAACCCGGCAAUGCUAUUCCUGCAACCGGGCAAUCGGUCGAACAGAUAUAUCGCAAUGAUGAACAACCAUUGCCAAAGUCCUCUUCAAAGCCGCCAGCCUUACCAAGAAACUACAGUGUUGGAGGGCAAGUUCCCCAGACAGAGAAGCCCCAACUCAUCCUCACCCGAAGCUACGCAAAUCAGAACCAAGGCAAUCGAGAUGUGCGACUGCCGGUGACAGCCAGAGAAUCUUCGAAUGCGCAGGGGCAACCGCCUGGUUCAUACCCCACAGAUCACCAAUACCCACCACCACCACAAGAAAAGUCUCAUAGUAGCAAGGGUAGCAAGUUUAGAGGGAAAGUUGGAAGUUUUUUCAAUGGAGAUUCCAGCCACGGUCAACGUCAGGAUGACGACCGUACUCGCAAGGACGACUAUUAUCGCAAGGAUGAUUACUCUCGCAAGGAUGAUUACUCUCGCAGGGAUGAUUACUCUCGCAAGGGUGGUUACUCUCGCAAGGAUGAUUACCCUCGCAAGGACAACCGUCCUAUCGAGGAUGACUAUGCCAAAAUGGAGCGUUACAGGGACCAAAGAAACGACCUACAGCAGUUGUACGACGAACUUAAAGAAACGACUAGGGAGAGAAUACUGGGGUUGGAAAAAGCACUACAAACGGAGCAAGACACAGUCAAGGUUAUCAAGCUAUCAGCCCAUGAGCUGCAAAAGACCAAAGACUCCAAGGAACUCGUCUUUGGAGUGCAGGAAACUGACGAUGUCAUCCGUUCGAGGUUUGAGUCUUUGCUCGCUGACAUUCGUACCUGGGCUUCCGGCUUUUCCUGCACUACAGGACAGGAGCUGCAUUUAGAAGUGCAAAAGCAUUCAGAGUAUCGGCAAGUAGCUCCAUCCUGCUUGACACUAGAUCAACUAGACGAGGCAGUCAAGAGCGAAAGGCCAAAGCAAGACAAGAAGCAGAAACGGCAUUUCAUUCGCGGUUGGACAUCGUACGUGAUGAUCAGGUCGCUGUUUCGCAUCCUUAACAAACAAGGGCCCAGCACUGGUGAAGAUGUCGGGCCUUCCGAAGUGGACCUGGAGGCGUUUAGGCGCCUUGAGAACAAACUCUGGUAUACAGACGAUAACGUCAUUUCUCAACGCUCGUUUAACGACUGGCGAGCCUUGACUGUUCACCUUCUAUCCGAAGCAACCGAACAUCCCUCACGAGAGGAGCGCGUUCAAGUUGGAAGUGAACUUGCUGCCCAAGCAGUCAUGGAUCUUGUCCACGUCUGGGCGGACGCCGACAAAAAGCAGGAUCUUACCGCGAGUCUUAUCAAUAUCUUCAAAGACGCGCUUGCCUUCUCGCAAUUCCUACGCCAGCAACGGGCACUAUGGACCCCGAGGCUCCCAACAAUGCUCUCUCAUGAAGGGCUGCUAAUGUUUGAUGCUGGGUGUAUGAAGGACGACAACUUGAGCGAUGAUGAGGACGAUGACCGCAUCGGUGGUGCACGGCACAGACAAAAGUACGUCCAACUUGUAAUCUCACCUGCUUUAUAUAAGAGAGGUACUACGGAUGGAGCAAAGUUUGACUCGGAGCGGGCUGUCGUCCCUGCAAGAGUUACUGUGGUUACGACCUAAUGCUAUUUGGUUGGUAUUUUAGUGUUAGAUAUAGCAUUCGUUAUGUGUUGAGCGACAUUCUUUACUAUUCUCUGUGCAU